Messenger RNA from Staurois parvus, 303 nucleotides. The record is from the annotation of a GenBank genome assembly. NCBI's taxonomy places the organism in Eukaryota, Metazoa, Chordata, Amphibia, Anura, Ranidae.
AUGGGGUAUGGAGGUGAUCAGGACGCUGGUAUGGGGUAUGGAGGUGAUCAGGACGCUGGUAUGGGGUAUGGUGGUGAUCAGGACGCUGGUAUGGGGUAUGGAGGUGAUCAGGACACUGGUAUGGGGUAUGGAGGUGAUCAGGACGCUGGUAUGGGGUAUGGAGGUGAUCAGGACGCUGGUAUGGGGUAUGGUGGUGAUCAGGAUGCUGGUAUGGGGUAUGGGGGUGAUCAGGACGCUGGUAUGGGGUAUGGUGGUGAUCAGGACUCUGGUAUGGGGUAUGGUGGUGAUCAGGACACUGGUAUG